UGUGCCCUUGGCGGCGCCUCGGCCUCGCCUCCCGCAGCCCUGCAGAAAUUGGCGCCGGCUACACAUGCCCCCUGCCUUCGGUGGUGUGAAGCGGGCGACGAGCUGAGCCCUCUGAGGUCCGUUGUGUAAGCUGGCGACCUUCCCCGUGAAGAGGACGGAAUAGUGUUCUUGCAAAACCCUCCUUCCGGGAAACGUCGCCUCCCCUCUGAUGUACGCUACGGGGUUGAUGCCAAAGUCAGCGCCAGUUGGGCUGUGCGGUUUUAGUGUAGCCCUCGUAGAGGGAGUAUAACGGCACAAAAGAUGCUGUUUUGCCUGAAUAGUGUACAUUGAGCAGCAUGCAUGCUGUUUUGCAGUCUUAUUUUUACAUAUACAUCCUAAGUUAAAAGUUAUGGAUUAUACUUGCUUUUCUUUUUAAUAGAUACAUUCUGAAACAUAAACAAAUUCUGCUCAGAUUUUAAAGGCUUAUUUGUAUCUGAGUAGCUUUACUUGAUAGCAGCCCUUGAAACCAAGAGUCAUUUAAAUUUUGAAAUUUUUUAAGCAUAAAUGUAUUAAAUCUACAGAGGUAUGAGAAAGUCUGUCUCUUAUAAAUGUACCGAAUUUCGGGAGGGUAUGCAUUGAUUUUUUUUUUUUUCAUUUAAGUAGUAUAUAUGAGUUUUAUGGCUGUAUGGAACUAUACUUGUUAUCUUUGUCUAUGAUCUAAAAGGAGAUAAAUCACUAUAUUACAAAUUAACGCAGCAUAUUAUGGAAAUAACAUCUUUCAGAAUAAGUGCAAGCUGAUGGUUUGAUCCCUUACCUGGAUCAAAACCUAUUAAAAGCAUUCAGGAUAGAUCCAGUCUUUUAUCCAAUCCCAAGUGCCUCACUUUCCCUUCCCUUUUCAGAAGGGUUAGUGCAGAAAGGCAAUUUGCUGUAUGCAGAACAUAGAAGCUAUUAAUUCCUUUGACCUGAGUUAACCUUGAUUUAGUCUGAUUUCCUGUUUGGAAAGGAAGUCGACAAAACCUGAAAAAGGAGACUUUUUUUCAGCACAGUUUAUAUGGCAUUUUUUACAAUUUUCAUUAAUAAAGAGAAAUUCUCUGUAUCUUUCUAGCUGAUUUUUAUGUGAAGGCUUAUUUCUUACAUGGCUUUUUGCUAAAGAUGUUCUUUUUGCUGUUUCCCAAAAUCAUUCAGAAGCAUUCAUAUUCCUGACAGAAUGAGAUACUGUCUGCUGUUGAUCUCUUCUGAGUUCCAGAUUUAUUACCUUACCUAACACAAAUAAAGGAGAUUGGCUGCUAGGAUAUAUGAGCUGGGAAAGAGUAAUUUAUGUAAAAAAAACCUGAUCAUCUGAAUGCUACUUUAGUCACUACUACAAAAUACCGAAGGGCUGCUUUAAUGAAAUCCUUUAAGAAUGCACAGUGUUGCAGAUCUUAAGUCACUCAUAUUUGUGGUUAGAAAAUUCGGUUGAUGGCUGAAUGUAGUUGUGUGGAGGAAAGGGGAGAGACUUAUUCCUGCAGAGUUACCGCUCAACGUAAAGUAUGCUUCCUAUUUAUACUGGGCUUGAAGAAAGGGAAUAAAGCUUUGUCCUUCUGAAAAGUUCUCAGUGCAGAACGAACAUAUGCUGCUGUUUCUAUGCCUGGAGAAAGCUAUGUUGUGAAUUAAUUUUCAUUUACCUUGUAAUAUUACUACUUUGAUACUAUAGAGCAUGUAAGUAAUAAGAAAUGCAGGACUCGGCAUUAGUCUCUAAAAGAAAAGAGCAUUUUUAUGUUGUUCUGAAUGUUUUGUAGGGAUUUUGUUUAACUGAAAGAAUGCAACAAGGUAAGACUAAUGAAUCAUAUGAGUUCUUUUAAAAAGCGUAUUUAACACAUUUUUGGUAAUGUGUUUAUAGGUCAUUAUUAAGUAUGUAGCUGUAUUUGAAGAAAUGUAAAGUAGCUUUGUGCCAUGUUGACUAAGAAGAUGGGGCAUCAUUUAGUGUUGCAUCAAGCAAUGAUUCCAAGACACCUGAAACUAUUUCGCCGUAUUCAAGGCAAUAGACUGUUAUCAGGUUACAAACCUAAAAGUGACGUGAAGGACUCUUACAAAAUUCUUGAGCUUCAGGAAGGAUGUUCCCUUGACGAUAUCAGAAAUUCAUACCGAAAUCUUGCCAAAAAAUAUCAUCCAGACAGCGGUUCCGUCACAGCUGAUUCUGAAGCAUUUAUGAAAGUGGAAGAAGCGUACAGAGUUGUGCUCAGUGAUGUGGCAAGCAAAAAGAAAUCAAAUGAGGAUGAAGAGGAAGACCAGUUCAAAUCAAAAGCACUACAGCAUAGGCACUACUUGAGUUUUGAAGGUGUUGGUUUUGGGAUGCCAAGCCAAAGAGAAAGGCAAUACAUGCAAUUUCGAGUAGACCGUGCUGCUGAGCAAGUGUUGGAAUACCGGAAGCAGAAACUUGAAGGCCAGUGUGCUGUGACUGACCUAAUGAAAGCCAAAGAUGUGAGACAGAGCAAAAAGGUGAAAAUAACACAAGCAAUUGAACGGUUGGUUGAGGACCUCAUCCAGGAAUCGAUGGCUAAAGGAGACUUUGACAACCUUAGUGGUAAAGGAAAGCCAUUGCAGAAAUUUUCAGAUUGUCCGCAUAUUGAUCCUAUGACUCACAACCUGAACAGAAUUCUGAUAGACAAUGGAUAUCAGCCAGAAUGGAUUGUGAUGCAGAAAGAAAUACGAGAAACAAUAAAGCAAUUAAGAAAGAUGGCCUCUAGGAAUAAGCUUGGAGAGCCAAUGACGCCGUAUAGACAGAAGCAAUGGGACCGUAUUUGUGAGCAAUUUAUAGAAGAUAUCAGGAAAUUAAACAAGAGAGUUGACAACUUCAAUUUAGUUGUUCCUAUUCUGAGCAGGCAAAUGGUGCACUUUAAUGCAGACAAAGAAAUUGUACGAGCGGAAAAGACUUACGAAGCUUUGAUGGAAAACAGAGAGGCUUCUAAUGCAGACACAAAGGAAAUUGAACAGGAAAAUGUUAAAAGGUUUGGGUUGAAGUCUUCUUUAUUUAAGUGGUUAAAUCUUAUGUUGAAAUAAGAUAAUAUUAAUCCAUCUGUCUUGUCACUAUUUUGAAUGCACUUUAUUACUAAAAUAUGUAGCAUUAGAAUGAGAAAUUUCAGGCAUACUGAAAAUAUAAAAUCCACCUGUCUGUUGUUAACAACAGUUAAAAGGAGUUGGGUUGUCGAAUGUGAAUUUGCAGGUGCUUAAUGGAUUUCUCUGUGCAUACAUUAAGGAGCAAAUAAAUUCUCUCAGUUACAGUC
Molecule: messenger RNA, 3242 nt
Organism: Struthio camelus australis
Lineage: Eukaryota; Metazoa; Chordata; Aves; Struthioniformes; Struthionidae
Source: RefSeq, a predicted model, not a curated record